This is a messenger RNA of Cutaneotrichosporon oleaginosum, 811 nucleotides long. RefSeq lists its product as uncharacterized. Lineage: Eukaryota; Fungi; Basidiomycota; Tremellomycetes; Trichosporonales; Trichosporonaceae. The record is from RefSeq and is a predicted model, not a curated record.
GUGGCGUGACCUCCCAACUUUUUGUGACCGUGUCAACAUGGGACCACGGUGGGGCAGGCGCGCAGGCGCGUCGCUGUGACUACAUCACACUGUUCACCGAUCUGUGCAUCGUUGUCUCAUCUCCCAACGAUUUCUUCCCAUCACCAACACCAUCACAGUCGGCAUAUCACGCUCGCUCUUCUUUCAUUCCCUUCACCAUAGCUCCACUAUCCCUCCAUCAGCCCCUUCGUAGCCACUAUGCGCGCCGCCGUCCUUGCCCUCCUCCCCGUGGCGAUGGCGUUUACGCCCAUCGUCAUCGACAUCGAGUUUGACACGCUCGCUAUUCCAGAUUUCGAGCCAGCAGUCGCGACACCCGCGACCCCCCUCACUCCGUUUCCCGCAUCCUCGUCUCCCGCGCUUCGCGAAGAGGACGAGCUCCAGAUCGAUUGGACAGGCGAGGGCGACACCUUUGACCCCGUCGCCUACCUCGACGCGCAGGACGCGUUGCCUUCACAUACGCGCCAGCGGGCAUACACCCAUCCCGCGGGGCGACUAGCCCCAGACGGGACACUCUCCGCCGCCGCCGGCGCAGUCAUCGACAUCCUCUAGCUCUCGCCUGGACAUUGGCUGAAACGCUGCUGAAACUUGGCCCUGGGCGGAGAUGAGAUCUGCAUCCCCGGCGCGUGCAUGCGUGCACACACCGCCGAUCCUACGUCGCAGGCGAGUUCGACCAACCGACGCGACUCCGUCUAUGGAGGGCAACCACCACCACUUGAAUAGACAGCAUUAAUCACCUCACUGUAUGUAUCACAAACACCACCAUUGGUUUCGA